AUGCCCUCGCCUAGCGCCGAGAACGGCGGGGCCACGCGCAACUUCCCGACCGAUCCGAACGAGUUCGACAGCGACCUGCGCAUUUCUUUCUCGAAGCUGGACAACAAGUUUAUCUUGGAGACCGAGGAUGGUCAGGAAUUCGAGUGGGACUCCGCAAUCAAGCGGUGGGUUCAUCAGGUCGACGAGGAGCUCCUCAAACAACAACAAGAAGCCUACAUGGUCGCUGGCGUGGAAGAUGACGAGCCACUGCACCCACGGGAUAGGAAGAAGCGGAAACAGCAGACGAGCAGCGACGAUGCCGAUGCACAGAAACCUAAAAAACAGCGAGUAAACACUGCGGUGUUUGUCACCUCAAUCCCGCUUGAUGUCACGUUCAAUGAAAUUCGGGACACAUUCUCAAAGUGCGGCGUCAUUGCCGAGGAAAUCGACAGUGGAAACCCUCGCAUCAAGAUGUACAAUGACGACGAUGGGAAAUUCAAGGGCGAGGCGCUCAUUGUAUACUUCCGACCCGAGUCGGUUAACCUCGCUAUUCAGAUGCUUGAUGAUUCUGAUUUUCGGCUUGGCGAGCGCGGACCGAACGGGCCAAUGCGGGUGCAGGCUGCAGAUUUCUCUUUCAAGAGUCAGAAGGAUGCGCCGAAGCAGACUAACAUGCGGGAUAAGAAAAAGAUCAUUGAGCGGACGCAGCGGUUGAACAGUAAACUUGCGGACUGGGAUGAUGACGAUCCUUCUACACUGCCUGAGACGACCUCUCGGAUGGAACGAGUUGUGAUUUUGAAGCACAUGUUUACCUUGCAGGAAUUGGAGGAGGAUGUGGCCGCCAUUCUCGAUAUCAAACAGGAUAUUCGUGAUGAGUGCUCCAAGAUCGGUGAGGUCACCAACGUGGUGCUCUACGAUAAGGAACCUGAGGGCGUGGUUAGUGUGAAAUUCGUAGAUCCCCAAGCAGCUCUACAAUGCGUCAAGAACAUGGACGGUCGAUACUUUGGUGGCACUCGCGUGGAAGCCUAUGUUUCCGACGGACGUGAGAAGUUCAAGAAGACCAAUGAGCGACGGGCGGCACUGGAGGACAUGGCAGAGCGGGGCAUCGAUGCUGAAAACGAAGAGGAAAAUCAGCGCCUGGAUGAAUUUGGAACGUGGUUGGAGAGUUCCAAGACGGCUGGGACGGGGACGGAGACGGAGACGAAGUAG
Molecule: messenger RNA, 1185 nt
Organism: Penicillium maclennaniae
Lineage: Eukaryota; Fungi; Ascomycota; Eurotiomycetes; Eurotiales; Aspergillaceae
Product: U2 snRNP complex subunit CUS2
Exons: 5
Coding region: 1-1185 (394 amino acids)
Biological process (GO): mRNA splicing, via spliceosome
Cellular component (GO): U2-type spliceosomal complex; U2 snRNP
Molecular function (GO): RNA binding
Source: RefSeq, a predicted model, not a curated record